Molecule: messenger RNA, 846 nt
Organism: Lampris incognitus (smalleye Pacific opah)
Lineage: Eukaryota; Metazoa; Chordata; Actinopteri; Lampriformes; Lampridae
Gene: synpra
Product: synaptoporin a
Exons: 5
Cellular component (GO): synaptic vesicle; synaptic vesicle membrane
Source: RefSeq, a predicted model, not a curated record
UCCUGCGUUCAGCUUGCAUCUGUGGGGACCUUCCAAGUGCUCAAACUGCCCCUGGGAUUUAUCCGGGUUUUGGAAUGGCUCUUUGCCAUCUUUGCAUUUGCAACAUGUGGGGGCUACACUGGGCAGCUGCGGGUUAGUGUUGACUGUAUGGAGAAGGCCAGCAGCAACCUCAGCAUUGGGAUUGACUUCGCCUAUCCAUUUAGGUUGCACCAGGUUUCUUUUGAGGCACCCCUGUGUGAGGGGAUGAGGAGGGAGCACCUUUUCCUCAUUGGGGACUACUCUUCUUCUGCAGAAUUUUUUGUUACCAUUGCCGUCUUUGCCUUCCUCUACUCCCUCAUGGCCACUGUUGUCUACAUCUUCUUUCAGAACAAAUACCGUGAGAACAACCGGGGACCCCUCAUUGACUUUAUUGUGACAGUAGUGUUCUCCUUCAUGUGGCUGGUCAGCUCCUCUGCUUGGGCCAAAGCUCUGUCCGACGUCAAGGUAGCCACCGAUCCAGAUGAGGUCCAGCUUCUCAUCUCUGCCUGCAAAGUCCAGACGAACAAGUGUGGCUCUUUACUUGGACCACGCUGGUCCGGACUUAACACCUCUGUGGUCUUUGGGUUUCUAAACUUUGUGCUGUGGGCUGGGAACAUCUGGUUUGUCUUCAAGGAGACUGGUUGGCACAAGGGUGCUGCCAAGUACCCAGGCGGAGCACCUGAGAAACAGGCUGGCACUUUCAACCAGCAGCCCUACAAUCAAGGAAGUUUUGACCAACCAGGAGGCUUCAGCGCCCAUGGAGACCUCAGCCAACCAUCUGAGUAUGGCCAGGUGGGCGGGUCCAUGUCCUAUUCCAAUCAAAUGUAG